UAAGACCAGCAAUGAACCAAAGUGCCCGCCGCUGCUCGCGGAGGCGGAAAGCGCACCAAGGAAAAUUCCCGCGCGUGGGACCUCGCUCUACUCUUGAGAUGUGCGAAACGAGAGUGAGGCGAAGAAAUCUAUGGGCGAUGUACAUGGCUACAAGGCACCUCCUCAGCAAAUGGAAGAUUGAAGAUAUUUUCACAAUUCAAAGGACUGCCCUGCAAAAUGCCAAACUGACCUACCAACGGUCAAUGAAAAAUCUGAGAAGAGGAAAGCUUCAGAAGGGCAGGAUAAGGGCAGGAAACCACAAGGGGAUCUGAGGCAGAAGGAGAAAGAGAAGGGGAGGGUUCUGGACAGGGAAGUCAGAAACAAACCACCACACCCAAAUCCUUCUCAUGAACAGGAGAGGGGAAGGGUUACAGUGGUUUGGAAGAAGAAGAACCCCAACCCUGUUGCAGGAAGCGAUGGACCCCAUAAUGGGCUGAACUCCGAAGGAAAGGAUAAGGACAAGGGUGCGGAACACACUGAGAAAGCAGAAUUGGAGAAACGGGAGAAGGCACCCCUAGGAGAUCACCCACAGGAAAAGGGGGAUAAAGACGUAGAAAUGAUUAGUGACGAUGAGAAUGGCAAUGGAAGGAAGGAAGGGGGGACAGAAGAACAAACGGAGGAUGAGAAAGGAAACGAAGACGUUGAGGGAAGGGAAGAUCUAGUGGAAGAAGAUGGGAAGAGUAAGAAACAGGAAGAGGAAGACAUGGAAGUUGAGGAUGAGGAGGACGAAGAAUCGGAGGAAGAAGAGGAAGAAGAAGAGGAAGAAGAGGAGGAAGAAGAGGAGGAGGAAGAGGAAGAAGAGGAAGAAGAAGAGCUAUCUGAGGACGAAGAAGACGAAGAGAAAGGAGACGGAAGUGGAGAGGAAGAAAACAGGGAGGAAAGGGAAGUAGAGAAGGAGGAUGAAAAGGAUGGAGAAGAAGUAGGGGAGGAGGGUGGGGAGGAAAAGGGUACUCGGGACGAUGAAGGGGAGGAAGGAGUGGAAACUGGUAAUGAUUCAGAGAAGGGGGUGAGGAAGGAAAAAAGGAAGAAGAGGGGGAGGAGGCACACGUAAGGAAGACAGGGGGGAGUUCGGAGAAGGGAAAAACCGGAAGAGAAGCGAUAGGGGAGGAAGUUCAAAAAGAUCACGAGAAGGAACUCAGAGCGGAUGAGGCUGGGCUUGUGGAGGAAAGAUUGGAAGAAAACUCCCACGAGCCCAAAGCUCCAGCCCCAGGGAAAUUUCAUGUUCUAUAACAACAACGCCUUUAUUCUGGAAGAAAGAGACCAACAAGAUAGACCCAGACUGGAAAUGGAUAAAGAUGCUCAGGGAGA
Messenger RNA from Chara braunii, 1347 nucleotides. NCBI's taxonomy places the organism in Eukaryota, Viridiplantae, Streptophyta, Charophyceae, Charales, Characeae. The record is from the annotation of a GenBank genome assembly.